Molecule: messenger RNA, 1875 nt
Organism: Penicillium riverlandense
Lineage: Eukaryota; Fungi; Ascomycota; Eurotiomycetes; Eurotiales; Aspergillaceae
Product: GMC family oxidoreductase
Exons: 3
Coding region: 1-1875 (624 amino acids)
Molecular function (GO): flavin adenine dinucleotide binding; oxidoreductase activity, acting on CH-OH group of donors
Source: RefSeq, a predicted model, not a curated record
AUGGGCCGACGCCGGAAUCCGUUGCAUAACCCACUCCACUACGCUACGCCUCAGCUUCGUACAGGGCCACCGGUGACCUACGCCUCAGCUUCACGGACGCUUCAAAGCUAUGACUAUGUCAUCGUUGGUGCCGGCGCGGCCGGCUGCGUCCUUGCCAGCAAACUGUCCGAGGACAAAAACACAUCUGUUCUCCUUCUCGAAUCAGGCGGCGACAACACCAAGGUCCUGGAAUCCAAGGUUCCACUGAUGUUCCCUAAGCUCUUCCACACCAAACACGACUGGGAUUACUACACAGUGGAGCAACCAGGCCUGUCAGCACGCCGGCUCUAUUGGCCUCGUGGACGUCUGAUCGGAGGUAGUACUUCGCUUAAUGCUAUGAUGUAUCAUCAUUGUUCGCCUUCCGAUUUUGACGAGUGGGCGUCUAUUCAUGGAUGCGAGGGCUGGGGUUCUAAUGACCUCGCGCCUUACCUGCGACGCAUGGAGAUGUUUACUCCAAAUUCAGCACGCCCUAUGAUCGAUACUGAACACCGCGGGUCUUCGGGCUGUUGGCAAACGGGAUACUCCUGGCUGUCUGAGAUCAUCGAGGGUGGAUUUAUACCAGCCUGUCAAAAUGCAGGUAUUCCUCAUAGUGCAGAUGUGAAUACUACGAACGGUACCCUGGGUGUCACUCGAUUUCAAACAUUCAUCGAUUCGAAAGGGCAACGCUCGUCCCUUGCCACCGCUUAUCUAUCCCCUAGUGUCCUACGAAGGCCAAAUCUUAGCGUUGCGUGUCAUGCUCAUGUUACACGUGUGCUUUUUGAUUGCCUUAGUGCAAAAGAGCCUAUGGCCAUCGGCGUCGAGCUUCAGACGAACCGUGAGAGGGCCCGUUUCCAAGUACAUGCGCGAAGGGAGGUCAUUCUAUGUGGGGGCUCGGUCAAUACACCUCAGACUCUGAUGUUGAGUGGGAUUGGUCCGGCUGAGGAGCUAAGGGCCCAUGGCAUUCCGGUUGUUCAGGAGAAUGAUGCGGUGGGUAAGAAUAUGAAAGACCAUCUCUGCACAACUGCCAUUCUCUGCAAGGCCAAAUCGGGGAAAACUCUAGAUUAUCUUUCUAGCAAUGUCAGAGCCCUGCCAUCGCUCGUUCAGUGGAUGCUCUUUGGACGCGGCCCUCUCACUAGCAACAUAGGAGAGGCUGCCGCUUUCAUCCGAUCCUCGGAUUAUCGGUUCCCUGAGUCUACAACUGUUCCACCCAAUGAUCAUACAUCCAGUCAUACUGGGCCAGAUUUGGAACUUAUUGGUGCACCCCUUGCAUUCAUUCAUCAUGGUGAAGAAGCCACAAUUGAUGGGAGUAGUGUCUUUAGUCUCAUCCCGAUUAGUCUGCGCCCGCAAAGCAGUGGUGUGAUUACCCUGUCAAGCAAAAGCUCUUUUGAUGCUCCCAUCAUCGAUCCAAAGUACUUGUCUGAUGAGGAAAACAAUGAUCUGAAAGUUUUAUUGACAGGCCUACGCGUCUGCCUUCGCAUAAUACGAAGCCCGGCCUUUCAGAAAUUCUUUGAGCCAGUUGCAACUAACGAUGACCCUUCAUCGUACUGGUGGCCAUAUUCGAGCAGUAACAUUGAGAAGAUCUCAGACGACGACCUCAUCCGCUUUUUGAAAGAAAAGGCGUUUACACUUUAUCAUCCAGUUGGCACUGCACGCAUGGGUCCAUCGCGUGAUACCAGUGUGGUUGACCUGGAAUGUAAAGUACACGGAGUGAAAAGCCUGCGCGUUAUAGAUGCCAGCAUUUUCCCUGAGCAGAUCAGUGGACAUCCAACUGCACCCAUCGGUGCGAUGGCCUUCAAGUUGAGCGACAUGAUCAGGGAAGAACAUAAAAGAUCCGCGCCGCCAACUGCAAAUUUGUGA